Molecule: messenger RNA, 1359 nt
Organism: Rhododendron vialii
Lineage: Eukaryota; Viridiplantae; Streptophyta; Magnoliopsida; Ericales; Ericaceae
Product: (+)-neomenthol dehydrogenase-like
Exons: 5
Coding region: 93-1028 (311 amino acids)
Cellular component (GO): membrane
Molecular function (GO): oxidoreductase activity, acting on the CH-OH group of donors, NAD or NADP as acceptor
Source: RefSeq, a predicted model, not a curated record
UCAUUUUCCAUCAAUAUUCAUUAUUUUAGUCAAACGUGUAAAGGAAAAUCGGUAAAACAUUCUUCUGCCACGCACACCCCAUCCUUUCCGCCAUGGCAGAAACUGUCACCAGCACAGCAGCAGCAAACAGGUAUGCAGUCGUUACAGGGGCAAACAAGGGAAUAGGAUUUGAAAUCUGUAGGCAAUUAGCUUCGAAUGGAAUCACGGUUGUAUUGACAGCCAGAGAUGAGAAAAGGGGUACAGAAGCUCUGGAGAAACUCAAAGGGUCUGGACUCACUGAUCUUGUGGUGUUUCAUCAGCUUGAUGUGGCUAACCCAUCUAGUAUUGCUUCCCUUGCUGAUUUUGUCAAGAACCAGUUUGGGAAGCUUGAUAUCUUGGUGAACAAUGCUGGGAUUAGUGGGGUCGUGAUGGAUUGGGAUGCUUUCCAUGCUUCAGGGGCUGCUGCUGCUCUUGCUAAUCCGUCUACCAAUUGGAACCAAAUAAAUUGGAAUGAGUUGAUGACUCAGACUUACGAGGGGGCGCUGGAAUGUUUGGAAACAAACUACUAUGGAGCAAAAAGGAUGAUUGAAGCAUUUCUUCCCCUCCUCCAGUUAUCGGAUUCGCCAAGGAUUGUCAAUGUUUCUUCUAGCUUGGGAAAGCUAAAGUUUAUACCAAGCGAACGGGUUCAAGGAGUAUUGAAUGAUGCUGAAACCCUCACCGAAGAUACAAUACAUGAGUUACUAAACGAGUUUCUCCAAGAUUUCAUGGAGAAUUCAUUAGAAAGCAAAGGUUGGCCCGCCUUUCACUCUGCUUAUAAAGUAUCCAAAGCAGCUAUGAACGCAUACACAAGAAUUCUGGCCAAGAAGUAUCCAACUUUCCGCAUCAACUGUGUAUGCCCUGGUUAUGUCAAAACCGACAUUACCAACAACAGUGGUAUUUUUAGCGUAGAAGAAGGUGCUGAACAUCCAGUGAGAUUAGCCCUGCUUCUUGAUGAUGGUCCCACUGGCAUCUUCUUUGUUCGGAAAGAAGUAGCUUCUUUUGUUGAGUGAGUAUUACUACUUCCAAUCUCACAGAUGAGGGUGGAAGCAUAUACUGUGAUAUUCAUGUAACCAAUGUUAUAAACAACUUGAGCCUCGGGGCAAUCAAACUAUAUCGUGAAUGUCAGCAUGCAUGUAAAAUAAGUAUGUUAUGAUUUUUAAUGUCACACUCUGAUGGUUUGCGCUAUAAAUGGUUUGUAAUAUUUCACAGAUUUUUGUGCCAGUAAACUACGGGCACAGAUGGUUUAUUAGUUUAGACAGCAGACUACAAAACAUUGGAUUGGUUCUUGUUCUACCUUUGUAUCAUUGGAGUAAGAUGAGAUAGCAAUUUGUGGUAAUGGAG